AUGUUUUACAAACCGGACCGGAGUCGAAGCAUUGUGGUGACGGAAGAUAUUCGAAUUGACAUCCCACGACGUCUGAGUCAACCUCAGUUUGGUUGGCUAAGGCAUCUCGGUGAUCUCAACUUCGAUGUGUUUGAGGUUGCAAAUCACACCAACGAUCGACCACUUCAGUUUGUGGGCAAAGCCAUUCUGCAGAAUACGGGACUCUCGGAUAAGUUCAGCAUACCUGAGGAUAAAUUGGAUCGCUUCCUGCGAUACAUCGGGAAGGGUUACCGCAAAUCAAAUCCAUACCACAACGAAUAUCAUGCUACGGAUGUCACACAGACCGUCUACCACUUCCUAUACACUCUUGGCUUGGCCCAAUACUUCGGCGACCGCGAAGCGUUAGCGGCGAUAGUGGCAGCCAUGAUCCAUGAUUUCCAACACCCUGGUGUGAAUAACGCGUACUUAGUCAAUUCAAGGUCAGCGGAGGCUCUGCUGUACAACGACCACUCCGUUUUAGAGAACAUGCACCUGGCCAAGGCGUUUCAGAUCCUGUCGCGGGAUGACUGUAACAUCUUCUGCAAUCUCAGCGCAAAGGACUAUCAACACGUGCGCACGCUCAUCAUCCAGAUGGUCUUAAACACAGACAUGAGUUACCACUUCGAGCUCAUGGGUAAGUUCAAGUCAGCCGUAGUGGUACUGCGAGAAGAGGAGAGCGAAGAAGUGCCCAACAAAACAAUCAUGCUCAUCCUAGCCAUGGCUGUGCACUGUGCAGACGUCUCUAACCCAUGCAAGAACAAGCACAUCUACGGCCAAUGGGCCCAGCGCGUCAUGGAAGAGUUCUGGAAUCAGGGUGAUCUUGAGACGGUCAAUCAGAUGGCCAUUUCGCCCAUGUGCGACCGUCACACCGUGAGCAUUGAGAAGUGCCAGUCGUCGUUCAUCCAGUUCAUCGUUGAGCCUCUAUACGAGACCUUCUCCAUUCUCAUGCCUGAGCUGUACGAGGAAUGCAUCCCCAACCUACACGACAACAAGGAGUACUGGCAGAACAGACUGGCGAUUCUGGAAGGCACGAAAGAGCAGGAGCUGGAGCUGGAGCAAGAGCAAGAGCAAAAGAAGGAGCUAAACUUAGAUAUAGAGGGAGAUGAUUAGUGAUGGCGAUGGUGGGAUCUAUUAAACAUUAGAAAAGACUCCCGAUGCGUAUCCGAAUACGUGCAAGGAUCAGGGCACCGAACCUCUGGCGCAUACACUUCACUUCACAUGGCGGCAGUUGGGGGAUGUGUUGGGAUUGGAGAAGAUGUGUGUGCAGAGAGCGUUUGAUAUAGGGUUUGUCUUCGGUGUGGGGGGGUGUGCACGCGAGAGAGAGAGAGAAAGAGACCGCUCGCGCACACAUUCACGUACAUGUAACACACUCUGAUAACAUAUCUACAAACGCACACGUUACGUUACGAUCGGAGCGAUGGUCUUUAAAGUGGCUGUAUAAGCGCUUGUCGUAUGUGUAUGUACAUGUACACACAAAUGUGCUGCCGCUUCUGAUACCGUUGUGUAUGUUUACGGCAUCAUCUGUAGACACACAAACGUUCGCCGCAAUCCGUAAACGGACCACUAUACGUACACGCUCACCCGUUGCAUCGGGUCUGCGUGUGAAGUAAAUCUAUUUUUAGAACAGAUCGCGUGAGGGGUGUCUCAUCAUAGCCACACACAUUCACGUGUGGAAUAGGCUGUACUUAAACCACUGGGUUUAUGUCUGCGAUCACAUGUCUAUUUAUAGAUGAUCACGUGUCUAUUUAUAAAAUGGAGGAUCACGUGUCUAUUUAUGAAUCGAUGAUCACGUGUCUAUUUAUAGA
Sphaeroforma arctica JP610 is the source of this 1823-nucleotide messenger RNA. RefSeq lists its product as hypothetical. The transcript has 10 exons. Gene Ontology annotation, biological process: signal transduction. Lineage: Eukaryota; Ichthyosporea; Ichthyophonida. Bases 1 to 1128 code for a protein of 375 amino acids. The record is from RefSeq and is a predicted model, not a curated record. Gene Ontology annotation, molecular function: 3',5'-cyclic-nucleotide phosphodiesterase activity.